Diachasma alloeum is the source of this 1168-nucleotide messenger RNA. Its product is annotated as transmembrane protein 177. The record is from RefSeq and is a predicted model, not a curated record. Bases 129 to 1106 code for a protein of 325 amino acids. The transcript is spliced from 4 exons. Lineage: Eukaryota; Metazoa; Arthropoda; Insecta; Hymenoptera; Braconidae.
AAUCAAUUCCCCUGGCGGAAUGAGAAUCAAUGGCCGGUGGAUUGUGUUAACAAUAGAAUAAUUAAAUGGAAUAAUAAUUAUUUGAGAACUGUGGAAGACACUAGGGAAUUCGAGAGGAAGAAUUAACGAUGGCGAAUCGAUUAGCAUGGUUCCUCACACCUGCAGGAAAAACAUUCGUUUCUAUAUCAGCAACUGUUGCUGCCUGUGGAACCGGCCUUGCGGCAUGGCUACCACAUACAGCUUUUUUGGAAAAAUAUCGUGAUUUCGUUGCUUUGAGAAAGAACAGUCAGCCCAUGCCAGUUCCCGAGAACCUCCAGACCCUGUUCACCUCAGUCCUGGAGGACCUCUCCCUCAACGACUACUACAAAGUCAUCUCGAAGUCCUUCAUGGUCUUCGGAUUCGACGUCUACAACAUAGGCGCCCUGAACUCCCGCAAGGGCACCUACAUCGGCCUUCCGAUAAACUUCACCUACGACUCGCCCUCCUCCAUAAAUAAGAACGACAUUUUCAUAAAUAACGAGCCUGUGAACUGGAACCGAGAGGACGCCCGGCAGCUUCUGCAGUCCCUCGUCCUGUCCGAGGACGCGAAGAAGUACGCGAUUGGGAGGGAAGUCCUCAUGACGGACAACAGCCGGAUCAUGUGUAAUUCGCUGACCUCGGGGGUGUUGACUGGGAGCUGUUAUGGCCUAGCUUCUAAGAUAAACACUUCGAUGAAUCUUUACGCGAGGCCCAGGCUCGUGCGGGUAAUUCUUUAUUCGCUGACUUCUCUGUUCUUCUGGGGUGUCUGGGCCAUGCAGAAAGACACAAUAAUCAGGUACUACGAGUCCGAUGCCGAUGAACAUCUAGCUCAGUUAGGGGAAAAAUACAUCCGAGGGGCCAUCGAGUAUUACGAGAAGACUCUGGCGCGUAAUAAAGCCAUGAGGACGUUGAUCGGGGCACAAGGGGCCAAGGCCUUCAAUACAGACGGAGACGAGAUCUUCUUCUUCAGACAGAAGCAUGUGUCCCUCACUCAUCGAAAGGAGUUCUUCGAGAAGAAGCUCAAAGAGAAAACAGAGGGGAAAGACGAGAAGAAUGUCGAGGAGAUUGUGGGAAAUGCUGUUAAUUAGGAGAAUUUACGUUGUAAGGCUUUUGAUUUUUUAAUUAAAAUUGUUGUACAAUUACAGGUUUA